Scomber japonicus (chub mackerel) is the source of this 3423-nucleotide messenger RNA. RefSeq names its product PR domain containing 16 (gene prdm16). The record is from RefSeq and is a predicted model, not a curated record. Gene Ontology annotation, cellular component: nucleus. The coding region runs from base 16 to 3402 and encodes 1128 amino acids. NCBI's taxonomy places the organism in Eukaryota, Metazoa, Chordata, Actinopteri, Scombriformes, Scombridae. The transcript is spliced from 14 exons.
GAGCUUUUAGUGUAUAUGAAGGACGGUAUUUUCCCCGAGGGAUCCAUGGCACCCAACCUACAAGACGAGCAGAUGUACCGCUGUGAAGACUGUGAUGAGCUGUUCUCCUCAACACUUGAGCUGCGGCGGCACCAGAAGUAUUCUUGCUCCAGUGCCGGUUCCAUUUUUGACACACUGAGAGAGGACUUCAAACAGGAACGCGAAGACAGCGACGAGCCUGUCCACGAGUGUAAAGACUGUGAGAAGAUCUUCCCAAAUGAGUACAGUCUGGGCCAACACAUGAUAGUCCAUACAGAAGAGAGGGAGUACAAGUGUGACCAGUGUCCCAAAGCCUUCAACUGGAAGUCCAACCUCAUCCGUCACCAGAUGUCACAUGAUAGUGGCAAACGCUUUGAGUGUGAAAAUUGUGAUAAGGUAUUCACAGAUCCCAGCAACCUUCAGCGCCACAUCCGCUCCCAGCACGUGGGGGCACGUGCUCACACAUGUCCUGAGUGUGGCAAGACCUUUGCCACCUCGUCAGGCCUCAAGCAGCAUAAGCACAUCCACAGCAGUGUCAAACCCUUUAUCUGCGAGGUGUGCCACAAAUCCUAUACCCAGUUCUCCAACCUCUGCCGCCACAAGCGUAUGCAUGCUGACUGCCGCACCCAGAUUAAAUGCAAGGACUGUGGGCAGUUGUUCAGCACUACCUCCUCCCUCAACAAGCAUCGCCGCUUCUGUGAGGGCAAAAACCAUUACGGCUCUCCAGCAGGGAUGUUCAAUCCUGGUAUCCCAAUGAGCUCCAGCCCCAUCAUGGCCAAGGCCAAGUCCCACCAUCCCCACCUUGCUGGUCUAAACCAGUCAGGUUUAGGCUUCACUGACUACUUUCCCUCCAGACCUCACCCUCAUGCUGGCUUGCCCUUCUCGCCAGGACCCCAUGGCUUCCCAUCCCUCCCACAUGGUUUCCCAGGUAUCUUCCCCCCAUCACUAUAUCCGCGACCGCCUUUAUUGCCGGCCAGCCCAUUGAUAAAGAGCCCAUUGGGCAGCAGCAGUCAGGAGGUGAAGCUGCCUCGGAGUCCCUUAGAUGCCCCUCCACUGUCCCUGGUUAGCUCCACAAACAGCAAUGGAGGUAACAGUUUGAGUCAAGGGGAAGACAAAGAGAGAGAGAACAAACUGGAUUUGUCUUCUAGUGGAGAAGCCAAGCCAAAAUCUAAGAUGGUUGACAUGUCUGAUGGUAGUGACCUUGAAGAUGUUAAUACCACAAGUGGGACAGAUUUGGACACCACCACUGGUACCGCUUCAGGUGAUGGUUCUGACCUGGACAGUGAUGGAGAGAGUGAACGUGAGCGAAGUGGUAAAAGAAGGAAGCCGUCUGGAGCCACAUCAAGUCAAGAAGGCAACCAAUUAGAAGACACAAAUAGUGCGUUGUUAUCAGCCGUGUCUAGUUCGGGUAACCUCGCUAUUGAUCGCCCUUUUCUCUCUUCUGCAUCAACUCAGCACUCCUUCUUCCCACCACCUGAUGAGCAAGCCCUCCCUCCAACCACCACAAAUGCCAAUGCAGCCACCACUGAUUCCAUCAAAGCCAUCGCCUCUAUUGCUGAGAAAUAUUUUGGUCCAGGUUUGAUUGGUCUUCAUCAGGAGAAGAAGAUGGGUCCAUUGCCCUACCACUCCAUGUUUCCCUUCCAGUUCCUGCCCAACUUCCACAACUCCCUAUACCCAUUCAGUGCUGAUCGAGGUGCUCUCAAUCCUAGCAUGUUCUUUAAAGCAGAGCCCAAGUCACCUCGUGAGCAACUGCAUAAGAUGGUUUCUGGGGCCCCAGAAGCUCCUGCUCAUACAGCAGAAUCACCAUUUGAUCUCACCAUAAAGCCCAAGGAGACCAAGUUAGCUCCUCCCACCCCAACAAACCCCUCAAACCCAAACAGUAGUACUGGAAGUAGUAGUGGACCUUUAGCAAUAUCUAGUGGUGAAGAACAGCCACUCGAUCUCAGCAUAGGCAGCCGGAACCGAGGUGGUCAUAAUGGUGUGACAGCUGAGCCACAUAAUCGAAAGAACCACAUGUAUGGAGUUGGAAAAGGGUGCUCCAUCAAGGAUGAAACCCCAGGACAGCCACACCAGCCACCACCCCUGCACUAUGCCAAGCCCUCCGCAUUCUUCAUGGACCCCAUAUACAGCAGGGUGGAGAAGAGGAAGCUACUUGACCCCGUAGGAGCCCUGAAGGAGAAGUUCCUCAGGCCUUCACCACCACUCUUCCAUCCACAGAUGUCAGCCAUGGAGAACAUGACAGAGAAGCUGGAGAGCUUUGGUGCCCUAAAACUGGACACGCCGCCCAAUUCACUGCAACAUUCGGCUCAUCCACUGUUCAACUUCCGCUCACCACCACCUUCUCUCUCAGACGCCAUCCUACGCAAGGGCAAGGAGCGCUACGCCUGCAGGUACUGUGGGAAAAUCUUCCCUCGUUCAGCAAACCUCACCAGACACUUGCGGACACACACAGGCGAACAGCCAUACAGGUGUAAAUACUGUGACCGCUCAUUCAGCAUCUCAUCCAAUCUCCAACGCCACGUUCGCAACAUCCAUAACAAGGAGAAACCCUUCAAGUGUCACCUGUGCAACCGCUGCUUUGGUCAGCAAACCAACCUCGACCGCCAUCUCAAGAAGCACGAGCAUGAGAACAUUCCUGUGAGCCAACAGUCCGGGAUGCUUUCCAACCUAGGAACCACCAUCUCCUCGCCAAACUCCGAGCCAGACAAUCAUGCACUUUUAGAUGAGAAGGAGGACUCAUACUUCUCAGAAAUCCGCAACUUCAUUUCCAACAGUGAGAUGAACCAGGCCUCCAGCUCUACAGAUAAGAGAUCAGACCAGGCAGAGGAGGAGCGCCCACCCAGCCACAGUUUGUCUAACUCCAAGCUAGGGCUUCAGGGGUUGGAUGAGGAGGAAGAGGAAGCGGAGGGCGACGAUGAGGAGGAGGAGGAAGGCAGCCUGACAGAAAAGUCUCACGAUGAGGCGCCUGAGUCCCCGUCUCCUGUCACGACAGGAGUGUAUGAAGAAGACGACGAGGAGGAAGAGACAGAGACGGCUCCAUUAUCUAUGAGCUACGAACACACUCGCAGGUGUAUAGAGGAGGAGGGCUCUCUCUUGGAUCUUGAGGGUCUGCCCAGCUUUCCCAAGAGCCUGGAUGGGUUACGUAAAGCAGCCAGUGACGAGCAACCCUUUGAUGUUAAAGACAUAUUUAACACUUCACUAGAGUCGGAAGCAUUGAAAGAGACAUUGUACAGGCAGGCUAAAACCCAGGCUUAUGCAAUGAUGCUGUCUCUCUCGGAGAACAACCCUUUGCACGCGCCCUCCCAGAACUCUCUGGAUGCUUGGCUGAGCAUGGGAGGUGGACCGUCUGAGACGAGCAGCUUUCACCCGCUCAACCACAUCUAGAAGAGAGAGAAAAAGAGAGGA